UGCAGUCCUACUAGUUUGGCAAGUUCUCUGGUCUGAAAGCAGCGUAGAAAGGCGGAGAAGAGGGCAGAAACUCAAAUUUGGGCACAUUUGUACACUUCUCUUGUCCUGUAGACGUUAUACGUGUGAGGAGUCAUGGAGGCGGCCAUUCAGACAGUGGUGAAGGUCUUCCUGAAGUCGGCCAAGGGGAAGGAAAGUCUAGGAGGAAAAGACUUCCAGAGGCUUGUGGAGAGCCAGCUCAGCAACAUCCUGACGGAUACAGACAGCAAGAAGGCAGUCAACGAGAUGCGCGAGGGCCUGGACGCCAACCAGGACGGCAAGGUUGGCUUCGAGGAGUACAUGAAGCUGGUCGGUUAUCUUGCAACCUCGCUCAGCCAGCAGCGCAUGCUCAACAACGAGGAGACCCAAAAGCCUGUGGCCGAACCAGGGGCAGAGAGCGCCCCGGCCCCGGAGAACGCGGAGGCAAAACCGGAGGCAAAAGCAGAAGCCAAGGCAGAGGAGGUGACGCAGCCCGAGGCAGCCGAGGAGAAGCCAGCAGCAGCGCCAGUGGUGGCAGCAGAGGCGACACCAGCACCAGCAGAACCAGCGGCGCCCGCAGAACCAGCAGCUGCGGCGGUGGCAGCGGCAGAGGAAGUGAAAGAAGUGGUUAAAGAAGAGGCGAAAGAGGAGGUGAAAGUGGAGGAAGCAGAAAAAGCGGAGGAUGCGAAUGAGAAGCCGGCUGCAGCCGCUGAGGAAGAGGAGGAGAAGAAGCCGGAGGAGGCGACCUCAUAGGGGACAAUACAUUCCUUCACCCACAUCACACUACAGGCUCUCGUGCAACACUACACACAGCACAGCAUAAACAAUGCCAAAAUAAGUCAGUAAACCACUAAAACGGUCUUUUUUUUCCAGUGCACACAGUUUAGAAAUAAAAUACGUUCAACGCCAAACACUACAAACCCAGCUCCAGAUUAAACUCUCACUCUUCCUAUUUGAUAAAUACAUGUACAUGAUACUCGAAUAAUUCCAUUCUACCAGUACUUACCACUGUGUUAAUGUGUAUGUAUGUCCCACUAUGUAGCACACUUACCUCACUGAUAUACUAUGAGAGCAUGCAGACAUUGAUUAUUGUGUGCAUGCAAUAUCCCUGUGAAACCGUCAGAAAGCAUCCCUGUAUCCCUGUAUGACACCACAUCCCUGCUGCACCACAGCCACACAUGCGACCACUGUGUCACUGAACACGAUGUAAUGCACCACUGCAGCAAGGCCCCCCUGGUUUACACCCCUUCCCCUCCAGAUUUUUUUUUUUUCUCCAUCUGGGUCUGUCACUCGAUGUCUUGCUGUAUCAUGCAAUCCCUCUCUGCUUAUUAUACAUUUCAUUGUAUGCACCUAGGUCAGGCCUCACUGGAUCAUUGUUAAAACAUUGGUUGGCAUGGCAUUAUACACCUAGCUUUGCAUGAAAAUCUGUCAAUAAUGCUUUCUCCACGUUACACCCCCCCACUUUCCCCUCCACCCUCACGUUGAUGUGGAGCUGAUUUGGCGUGACAAUAAACAAAUUGUUUUGCUGAAGCACUGAGUUACUUCAGCUCUUCUUAAUAGUAUACUUUAUAUCCCCCCUCUCCCUUUUUGUCUAGUCCACUCUGGUCUCUCUCUCUCUCUCUCUCUCUCUCUCUCUCUCUCUCUCUCUCUCUCUCUCUCUCUGCCUUCCUCUCUCUUUUUCUCUGUAGUUCCCAGGAAGGUUCAGAUCAUCUGGAGGCUAUAUGCUCUACAGUCUUAGUCAACCAUGGAUUAGGAGAUGGAGGAUCAGGUGUGGCCUGUCCUAAUAAUGGCCCAUGGCUAAAUAAUUAAGGGCCCAGGAUGGAAUCCACACCAGAGGACCCUUAUGGUCACAUGAGAGCCCAAAAUAGUCCCAUGGGAGUGGGCUGGUGACCGGGGAAGCAGGCCAGGGAAGUUCUCCAUGGAUGGAUGGAUUAAAAUUGAUAGGAAAGAACAAGAAAACUCCAUCAAGAAACUCACAGCAGAUCUUACUUGGUGGACGCUGUUAUCUCAAGUGUUUUACAGUGCCGUGCAUGCGUAAUUCUCAUUGGUGGCCCCAGCGGGAUCUAUCCUUGAUCUCCCAAGCAGUGGCACUGUAACGGUCAUGUUCUACCUGUUUACCUACACAGGAGCUGGACAAGACAGUAUCUAAAGUGACCCAUGGUAACGCUGGAUAGGGGGAGUGACACGAAAAGGUCUCAGUAGAAACUUGACCCUUGUUUUGGUGGCUCUUAAAGCUGUUAGUUGCUUGUUUUCCUCUGGUUGUGACGCCAGUUGGUCAGGCUUGCGUGUUUGGUUUAUAGUCACACCCUUGUAUAGUUGGGAGACCCUGUUUGACCUGCAACUGGAUCCCUCUGUCCCCGGCAUUAGGAAACGACUGGAUUAGGCAUUUGAAGGGGAACACACCCUAGGACACAAUUACUUGAAAGCGGUACUGGGCUGCAGUGAUCCUGCUCAUUUUGGUUGUAGUCUUCCAGAAUACUGAGCCAUCAGUCAUGAAUCUGUGUGGUGUGGUUUUUACCAGCAUGCCAUUGCAUAAGAUAUGGCAUGCUACAAGUAAUUGAUCUAACAGAUAUUACCAUUGUAUUAACAUUAUAGAGGCCUCUGUUCAAGCUCGACAGAUCUUGACUUAGUGCUGGCGUUUUGUAUUUAACUUUUUCUUAAUUGGACCACUAUAGAGAUUACUUGAAGUUUCAGGGAAACAUAACUAUUUGUCACAUUAUAUGCAAACAAUUUGUUGAUUAAAAUUGAAUGAUUUGUAAAUUGUCUCAUCAUCAAUAAUGCAGCCAUGAGAAAAAAGGUUCAUGUUGCAUGCCUGCUACGUAGUACCAGGCCUGUGACAUAGAACUUAAGGCACAUUUUGGGCACAGCACCAAAAUUGCACCUUAUGCAUUGUUACAGCACCUGGCACUUCAAACUCCUCAGCAGCAAAUGGGCAAGAUAAACCUGAGUCAUGUGGCCACCCUGCCUCACUGCGGCACUCCCAUUGUAAAUACUCUCAUCGACGCUCCACUCAGCUUUCAGCACACAGUAUACUCGUAGUAGUGGCAUUCCUUGCAUGAUCUAUUGUUACUAACACACAAUAGAGCUCCAUUGGACAAUUUUUAAUAAUUUAGAGUAUAUUGUUAUUCCAUUUAAUUCUUUUUAUUAACUGCCAUAUCCUUUUUAAUACCUUUUUUAUACGUUCUUUUCUUAUCAUGGUACUUCCUGUGAAAAACAUAUCACUCUCUUGCACCAUCUACAGCCAGCCUCCUGCUUGCUAUGUACAUAGGCCUCAGGCUUUUGCGUCUUAUAUACACUGGCAAGCUGCAUACCUUAUUAUUUUCCCCAAUAUGCUAGGCAUGCUUAAACACAUUGCAACCUUUGUAACCUUUCUCCACAUUAGGCUAACAAAUCUGUAAUGUGAUCUUUGCAUCUCACAUAGUUUCCUGGUUCCAGGAAACUAGAAACUGGACUGAUCAAAAUUCACCUUAUUGACCUGCAUUAAAAUUACUUUACUCGCACUGCCAAGUGAUUCCUGGAUUUAUACUGAAUAGAACUUAGUGAAACAGUAUUUGCAAAUACAUUUGCCACAGUUAAUAAUUUUUUUUUAACCUACUUGGAAUGGCAGAUGGACAGAGUGGCAGAUAAGUUGUCAGUCACAGAAAAGUCAACUAAGUUUACUUUCAAAAAGGGAAAUUUCUGGCACAUAAUUUAAGCCUCCUGUCUUAUGUCGCAGAUUCUACCCAUCUUGUGCUACAAGCAGGUAAAAAACUGCUGGUGCUAAAAGCAGCAAAUUGCAACAGGGAAUAUUUGCACCAGCAUACCUCUGCCACACAACAGUCUGAUUCAUUAUAGACACUAAAUAAAGGUACAAGCCUGUGUUGUGAAUGCUCCCAGUGAAUAUAAAUGUGUACAUACUGUACAUGUAUGUGUGCAUAGUGGUCAAGGCUCAUUUGGCCAAAAUGUCUCUGUGAUUAAUUAUCGAUGGGUGCAUUCCUAAUACAUUGUGCAGGCUUUUAUCUUUAUCUAUGAAUUGAUUCAUUUUGCCAAGCAAUGUAAAAUGUGUGUGUGUUUAGCGAUUUGGCUCAUUUCUACCCACUGUCACGUCCAGCAAAACCCACUAUGCCAAUGUUUUACCGCGAAUCUUUAACGCUGUAUCAUUUUUGCUUAAUCUGUGUAACAAAUGUAAUGGCUAAUAAUAAAUAAAACUGUGACAAUAA
Messenger RNA from Myripristis murdjan (pinecone soldierfish), 4214 nucleotides. RefSeq names its product S100 calcium binding protein U (gene s100u). Gene Ontology annotation, cellular component: perinuclear region of cytoplasm. The coding region runs from base 133 to 768 and encodes 211 amino acids. Lineage: Eukaryota; Metazoa; Chordata; Actinopteri; Holocentriformes; Holocentridae. The record is from RefSeq and is a predicted model, not a curated record. Gene Ontology annotation, molecular function: calcium ion binding; calcium-dependent protein binding. The transcript has 3 exons.